GUGAGGAGUGAGCCAAAGGAUUAUAUAACGUGCACCUAUGGACCUCGUCAGAGCCACAGUGCAACUUUACAAAAUGCGGACUGUCAAAGUGACGCUAGAAACGAAAACAAACGGGCCACCAAAAAGUAUGUCUCCAGGGCAGACACAGGGAGAAACUGUACACAGACUCCUGUGCACGGCAGUCCUGUGAGAGGAGGGAUGGAUGCGUGCCUUUACAGAAAAGUGUGCUUGACUUUCUAGCUCGUGUCUUGACCUUAGUGAAAUGUAAAUGUAAGAAAAUUAACUUUAGAGUCGUUAAGGCGCUUUGUUUGCAGGACCGUGAACGCGGCACAGCGAUUAACAAACAGGAAUAACAUCCUUCUAAGGCGAAGACUGCGCGAGGCAGCUUCGGGUUAAAGGCGCGUGGAACACCGCCAAUACUCAGCCAACAGCGACUCACCCGACUUCGGAUAUGUUACUAUGAUGAUGUCGUCCGGCCGGAAAGAAAACUCCUCGUAGUAUUUGAGGCUCUCCGGGGGGUGCAGGUGUGAGGGACUGACGGGCAGCACACCUGGAGUCACUCCAGAGACAAUCUGCUGUCAUUGGCCAAUCCUCUCCAAGGCUCUAGCCUCCAGACUGAGAGAAGAGAUGAGUAAGGUCAUCCAUGUGUACCAGACCUACUGUGUGCCCGGCAGGUUAAUAAGUGAUAAUAUCACUCUAAUGACUAAUCGACAUGUUUUGGACAUCUCUGGCUCAUUGGGUAUUGAUGCUGGUCUUAUUUCCAUAGACCAGGAGAAGGCUUUUGACCGGGUUGAACACCAGUAUCUGUAGCAGACGCUGAGUGCUUUUGGGUUCAGCCCAGGUUUUAUAGCCAAGAUCCAGGUACGACUUGGAUGCAAGAGAUUGUCCCUCUGAUUAUGAGCGGAGGAGAUCCAGCUCCUGUUGAGACUCUUCCUAACUGGCAGCGUGUUCCAUGGCUGGAGGUGGAUCAGUGCCGCACUUUUAAACUUGAACAGAGGCCAUCGCCACGCAUGUUAGCGACACACUUCUACUACAACUUGAUGCCACCAUCCUUCUAUGAAACCAAGCCAAAGGUCAUCAAUGUCAUGAGGAACCCCAAAGAUGUGUUUACAUCUUCCUUUCACUUUUAUGGGAUGGCAUCCUUCCUGGUGAACCCGGGCCCACAGAGUGAAUUCCUCCACAAAUUUCUUGAUGGGAAAGUUAUGUUUGGCUCAUGGUUUGAUCAUGUGAAGAGCUGGCUGAAUGCUGAGGAUAAAGAGCACAUAAUGUACAUCUCCUACGAAGAGCUGAUAAUGGACCUGAAGGACUCUGUGGCCAGAAUCGCUCAGUUCUUGGAGAAACGUCUGGAUGCUGAGGUGAUGGAGAAGAUCGCAGAACGUUGUUUGUUCAAGAACAUGAAGCUGAACAGGAUGUCCAACUACUCUACAACUCCUCGUGAAUUCAUGGACCAGACAAAGUCUGAAUUUCUCAGGAAAGGAGAUGUCGGAGACUGGAAAAACCAGCUAACAGUGGCAGAAGCAGAGCACUUUGAUGCAGCUUACAAAGACAAAAUGAAAGAUGUCAAAUAUAAAUUCGUAUGGGAUUAAAAUAAACUUAAUAAAAGUCAUCUUGUGGAGGCAGAAGUGCUGGAGAUAUCUAGAAUAUUGACAUUAUUUUACAGUACAUUAUUCUAUUAGCUUUCACUCGUUUAUCUCUCUGACAGACAGCCCUAGAAACCCUUUCAUGAUGUUAAACUUAGAUUAUCCGAUUUCCUCAUGUGUCCGGUAAACACUGGAUACUUUGACUAAAAUAAGGAGUUUCUGGCCUCUGAGUAAGUGGAGUUCACCCUUUUCUGACAAUACUGAUCAUAGAUUUAGUUUGUUACGUUUGUUAAUCUGUCAUCCCAACAGUCUGGGUUUGGAACCUUUUUCCUAUCACGGGCCAUUUCAGUUUUUAUAACAAUCCUUUGAGGACCAUAUUCAGAAGUCGUAGCAGCUUUUGUUGAGUAGGAAAACGCAGUGUUUCCUCUUUCCAGUUGUGCUUGCCGCAGCUUUAAUUUCACUAAGCAGAGAGCCGAGAAGCUGCUGUUCUUUUAAUUGUUCAACACCAGCAAAAUUUGUUCAAUUUUUAAAAAAAGUGUUCUGCCAACUUGGAUCUUCUUGUUCAUCUAAUUAGGAUAAUCCUGGAAGGCUAACAAAGAAAUUCUGGUUUCAAUGUAUGUAUGUAUUUCUGCCUUCAUCAAAUAUUCUUGUUGAAUAAACAUACAAUUCUUACUCCAGUGAGGUUAAAAUGUACCUAUAUAAAUAAAUAAAGGAAAAUGUCUGUUGCUGUAAUUAUAUUUGAAAAAUGCUCAAUAAAUAGAUACUGAA
Messenger RNA from Chelmon rostratus (copperband butterflyfish), 2348 nucleotides. RefSeq names its product sulfotransferase 2B1-like. The transcript has 7 exons. The record is from RefSeq and is a predicted model, not a curated record. Gene Ontology annotation, cellular component: cytoplasm. Bases 873 to 1586 code for a protein of 237 amino acids. Lineage: Eukaryota; Metazoa; Chordata; Actinopteri; Chaetodontiformes; Chaetodontidae. Gene Ontology annotation, biological process: sulfation. Gene Ontology annotation, molecular function: sulfotransferase activity.